GCCGGGUCGGAUUGAACCGAACCGAGCCCAACCGAACCAACUCCGGUCGAAGCGUGCCCAGGCGACUCCAAGUGAACCGCAGCUCAUCCCGCCGGGUCCAAGCCGAGCCGAGUUGAGCCGAGCCAUGCACCUGGACAUGCUGGGUCGGCUGCUGUCCAUAGGACGGGCGGUGCUGGCGGCGCUGCGGGGGCGGCUGGGCGCGUUGUGCUGGAGCCUGACUCCUCUCUCCCUGUCCCUGUCCCUGCCCUUGCCCGGCUGGCGACAGGACUCACCCCCACGGCGGGAGCGAGAGCAGGAGUGGGACGACGCGUCCCCGACACCCACCAGUGUCAACUACCACUUCACUCGGCAGUGCAACUACAAGUGCGGCUUCUGCUUCCACACUGCCAAGACCUCUUUCGUGCUGCCCCUGGAGGAGGCCAAGCGGGGGCUGGCGAUGCUCAAGGAGGCGGGAAUGGAGAAAAUAAAUUUCUCGGGAGGAGAACCGUUUCUUCAGGACAGAGGCGAAUUUGUAGGCAAACUGGUCCAAUUUUGCAAGCAGGAGUUGGAGCUCCCAAGUGUCAGUAUUGUUAGCAAUGGCAGCCUGAUCAGAGAGCGGUGGUUCAAGAAGUACGGUGAAUAUUUAGACAUUCUGGCAAUUUCAUGUGAUAGUUUUGAUGAGGAUGUCAACAUUUUAAUUGGCCGUGGUCAAGGAAAGAAGAACCAUGUGGAAAAUCUGCAUAAACUGAGACAGUGGUGCCGAGAGUAUGCUGUUGCUUUCAAAAUAAAUUCGGUGAUCAACAGAUUUAAUGUUGAGGAAGAUAUGAAUGAGCAGAUCAAGGCACUCAACCCUGUGCGCUGGAAGGUAUUCCAGUGCCUGCUCAUUGAAGGGGAGAACAGUGGUGAGGAUGCCUUGAGAGAAGCAGAAAAAUUUGUUAUUAGUGAUGAAGACUUUGAACGAUUCCUGGAUCGCCACAAAGAUGUCUCCUGUUUGGUACCUGAAUCUAAUCAGAAGAUGAGGGAUUCAUACCUCAUUCUGGAUGAAUAUAUGCGUUUUCUAAACUGUAGAAAUGGACGGAAAGAGCCUUCCAAGUCUAUCCUAGAUGUUGGUGUGGAAGCAGCUAUAAAAUUCAGUGGAUUUGAUGAGAAGAUGUUCCUAACAAGAGGAGGAAAGUAUGUGUGGAGUAAAGCCGACAUGAAACUAGACUGGUAACUCAAUAUACUGAGUUAGGGCAGUGCAUUAUGUAAAGAAAAUGUGUGUAUAUGAUGAGUGUAUACAUGUAUCUAAUGCUUUUAACUACACUUGGUAUAUUAUACAGACUGAUGUUCAGUAUAACUCUAUAUGUGAAUGUGCUUUUUAAAUGCAGAUUAUGUACUUUUAUUUUAUUGAGCAUGACUUAAUACUUUCAGAGCUUUCAUAUGAACAGAUGUCUGAAAUAAACUUUCUAAUCCAUUUUAUGAAGGACUUAAGGGCAAACUGUUAACAUAACGUCAUGCAGUAAAUGUUUUUAAAAUACUACGAGUGUGCAUGCCAGAUAAAUCAAACCCCACCCCAAUCUCUACUUCAUUACAAAGAGCUGUAAGGAUGGAGAAGUUAAAACUCUUAUCGGUGAAUGCAUUCUGCCUGUUUCUCAGGGAAAGGUGGAUUGUAGUUCCUCUGUAGAUCACAAGAGGGCCAGCUGGCAGGCCACUGGAAGCACGAUCUGCCUUUUUCGGGGGUAAUAGAGGGUCAGAAUCUAGGAAUCAUUAUCUGUAAUAAUGUAUUUAAAAGAAAAUCAAGAUGAAAAACGUGGCGAUUCUCAUUUUUUAACACUUAACUGUAAAAGUAUCUGGUUUUAUUCUCCCUCUCCUCCAUAUGCACACACAACAUUUGCAAAAAUGUUGGGGGAUGUAAAUUUCUGUAAAAACAUAUUUUUUAGUCAUGAAAGAAUAUUGUAUUUGUCCAUCCUAAAACCUAGAAGCACGUUCUAUCUAAUGAUAAACAACUUCUCAUUUCACAUUGGCAAUGGCCUUAGUUCUAACUAAUAUUUACAGUGAGAAUGUUUGCAUUUUAUUAAUUCCUCCAUUUUCCUUUUAUCUGCAAAUAUUGAUUUAUUAUUUUUAGUUUUUUUUCUCUCUGCAUGCAUACAGUUCUGAUGAAGAUUCCUUCUCAAUUAAUACUAUGUAGCACAACCUAACAUGAAUCUUCUGUUGCAUAGUGGCUUUUUAUUUUGCUAAGCCAUGGAAUUACAAACAGAAAAGUUCAUAUAUCAUGUAACCUUGCUUUAAAGGUUGCUUGGUUUAGUAAUUAAUUAUCUUGCUGGUUGCAAACCUGCAGAUAUUAAAUUAAAUUAAUUGGUUUUUUUGAUAGCUGCCUUUGAUUAAGAGCUUGCAGCAUCAAUAUAAAAUAAACAAAAAAAAUGAAAAAAAACCCAAAAUAAUCAAGUAUACUACCCUCAUUCUUGGGUUUCUGGCAAUUUUUAUGGCUUUGUAAUUGCAGCUUUUCACAUUUAACCAGUCCCAUCCUCCUCCUGUUUGAAGGGAAUGGGGAUAAGCAUUGCAGAGAGCAGAAGUGAGCUGGCACUACUCAUUCAUCCUCUCUGUUGAAAGUCUGGACUGUCUCACACUUCUAAAUAUUUGCAGCAGUUGGGAGUCAGCAUGCAUUAAAUGUAUCACAUACAGAAAAU
Neopelma chrysocephalum (saffron-crested tyrant-manakin) is the source of this 2645-nucleotide messenger RNA. It is a transcript of the gene RSAD2, whose product is annotated as radical S-adenosyl methionine domain containing 2. Lineage: Eukaryota; Metazoa; Chordata; Aves; Passeriformes; Pipridae. Gene Ontology annotation, cellular component: mitochondrion; endoplasmic reticulum; endoplasmic reticulum membrane. The record is from RefSeq and is a predicted model, not a curated record. The coding region runs from base 125 to 1192 and encodes 355 amino acids. Gene Ontology annotation, molecular function: 4 iron, 4 sulfur cluster binding; catalytic activity. The transcript is spliced from 6 exons. Gene Ontology annotation, biological process: positive regulation of immune response; defense response to virus.